This is a messenger RNA of Schistosoma turkestanicum, 2751 nucleotides long. NCBI's taxonomy places the organism in Eukaryota, Metazoa, Platyhelminthes, Trematoda, Strigeidida, Schistosomatidae. The record is from the annotation of a GenBank genome assembly.
AUGGCGUGUGUCUUUUACGAGCAUUUAAACCGUGUUCCAGCCAAGAAAAUUAAAAUAACAGGGGAUUUUACAAGUUCGCCUAUAAUUAUUGACAAUGGAAAUUAUGAAUGUCGUGCAGGUUUUUCACAUUUUGAGGAACCCUAUUUAACUUUCCCAAACGUAGUGUACCGUCCACGAAUGUCAAAAGAUGUUGUUGUUGGGAAUGACAUUCAGGACCUGGAGUUCGUACGUCAUAACCUGAAGUCUCCGUUCAUAGACAAUCUUGUCAUUAAUCUAGAUGUACAGGAACAGGUGAUGGGACAUGUCUUCGACAAACUCAAUGUUCAAGAGCCAACUUCUAAUCCCGUCAUAAUUAGUGAAGCAUUAUGCAAUCCCGGUGUAUGUAGAUCUCAACUAACUGAACUACUGUUUGAAACCUACCACGUUCCAAAGCUGUUGUUUUACGUCGAUUCUCUGGCCUCCUACUAUAACUUUCAACGUCUGAGAAAUAUUGAUCAGAAUGCUAACUGUCUCCUUAUAUCCUUUGGGUAUCAGAGAACCCACAUCAUCCCGAUUAUCUCAUUUCGUAAUACAGAGACACCGUUAGUUGUUAAACCUUUGAUACAAGCCGCUCGUCGUCUCCACACAGGAGGUGCUCAUGCUAGCUGGAUGAUCCAGCGUUUACUUCAGUUGAAAUAUCCUUCUCAUUCGGAACGCAUUACUACAGGACUAGCUGAGCAAUUGGCUCAUUCUCACUGUUGGUUGGCUUCCAAUUAUAGACAAGAAAUGGUUAAAUGGAAGUGUGAUGAAUUUCGUCGAAGUCAUACAGUCAAAGUGCAGCUUCCAUUUACUAAGCCAUCGACUGAAGACAUGAAAGCACUGGCUGAUCGUAAACGUGCUCAAACUGAACGCUUGCUCAGUGUACAUCGAAAACGUCAACAAAAACAAUUCGAAUCAACUCAAAAACGCUUAGACAGCCUUAAUAUGGUGGAGAAUUUAAUGAAACAGGGCGACUCUCCAAUUGUAAAGCAAAUUCUUUCCAACUUAGGUUUAUUCAAUACAACGGAUUUAAGUCAUGAAAUUGAUGCAUGUCAUAGAAUUAUUGAAAAACUACAAAGUCAACUUAAUCCUAGUAAGAUCGAAUCCAUAUCGUCAACAGAAAAGAUUGAAACGACUAGCUAUUUAAAUGAUAAUUAUCAAAAUGAUAGUGUCAAUAAUGGAAAAAAAGAACCAGUGGGUUUUAUUUCUGUUGAUGAGACUCAGCAAGAUGAAAAAUUUAAGUCGUCUUAUUCAUAUUUACUAGAAAUGCUUAAUACUGUCUACACAAAUUCACUUAGCACAGUAUCUAACGAAUUAACUGGUCGAUAUAAACGUGCCGCCGAAUUAUUAAUAUCACAAUCAUUACCUUCUGCUGUACAAACACAAAUGUGUCUGAAUACGAGUUCAAGUGAUUGGAAGUUCACUGAAGCUAAACUACGUCAUCGUAUCGAAAUGGCACGAGAUAUUGAAUUUGUAAACGGUGAUGAUUUUGCUCUGUGGUUAAACUCACUAAGAGAUCGUCGAGUGUAUAUAUCGAAAAAACGGGGUCAACGUCAAAAUCGUGUAGACUUAGCAACACAAAUAGGCCUUCAUACAAAUGACCAGUUUGAUAUUGGAUCGGAUCCGGAUGAUUUUACUGUUCAGUCCAAAUCUACACUUACUACACCAAAUAUUUCCGCUAAUAAUUCUGGACGUAAUGGAAUAAGUAGUGAUCCUACAAAUACUGGACCCAAUGAAAAUAAGUAUAAUGACUCCAAGAAAGUCUUAACAGAACGUCGUCGUAUGCAACUGGAAAAAAUACAUGCCAUGGCAGCUGAAUUGAAACCAUCAAGAGGUCGUUCUCGAGGAAAUGGACGUGGUAUUCGACCGGGUGCAGUAUCCCGUGGAUCUUUUAAAUCACGUGGUCGUGGUCGAGGUUUACGUGCUGAGAAUGACAAUCGUGUUUCUACUCUGGAAAUAAAUUCUGUUAUUGAUGAAAACGACACAUUAGAGGAUGAGAAUUCUGAAUUACUGGGUUUUGAUGAUUCCAUAGAAACGGAACAGAUUAAUUCUUUAAAUACAUUAAAUCGCCUAUGGGAUCCUGAUGCUGACGAAAAUACAAAUGAAGAUUCCAAUCUAUCUAAUGUUAUAAAAAAGACUAACAUAUCUGAUUAUCGUACAGAUACUACAGGUGAUGAAAGUGAAAAUGAACGAGAUCAAUUAGCAGUUAUCGACAGUCUUUUAGCACUUUAUGACCCAGAAGCUUCAAAGGACUUGGGAGUUACAGAUUUAAAAGUUGACUUAGAUCAAUUUUAUCAGAUUCACGUUGAUACAGAAUUGAUGCGAUCUCAUGAAGUUCUAUUUCAACCGAGUUUUAUGGGUAGUUCAGAAGCCGGACUCUCCGACUGUUUAGAGUUUGUAUUACGAGAUACAUCACGCUUAAUUGACAAUUCAUCUGAGCCAAGUUUUCCUCAAAGAAUAUAUUUAACCGGUGGUGUUGCUGCUCUACCUGGUCUUCCUGACCGAAUUCGAUGUGAUAUUAGGCCUUUGUUACCUGUUGGAUCGAAAUGGGAUAAUAUUGAGGUCAUAGUAGCCGCUAAUCCUCAUUUGGAUGCCUGGCACGGAGCCCGUCAUUUCGCAAACUCAUCACAUACCGAAGAAUACUAUACAACUAAACAGAUGUAUGAAGAAUACGGUUCAUAUUAUUUUAAAGAUCAUCCUUUGGGUAAUCGUUAUUGGAUUAAUACAAAGUGA